This is a messenger RNA of Ceratotherium simum simum (southern white rhinoceros), 3635 nucleotides long. Lineage: Eukaryota; Metazoa; Chordata; Mammalia; Perissodactyla; Rhinocerotidae. The record is from RefSeq and is a predicted model, not a curated record.
AAAGAGCGACUACAGCUAACCAGGAAGCACGGAAGCGGUAGCAGCGGCAGAGCAGGAGCAGCUGGUGUGCCGGUGAUUAAAGAGUUCUCAUAGCCUUUUUGCUGUGCUCGGUCCGCUCCCUGGUGUAAUUCUCGUGUCCAAGAAGGAAGCUGCAUUUUAACGGUGUGCUGAACAGAGGUUUGAAUCAUUCCAGCUGGCUGCUUGUUUUGAAAAGGACGAUGUGUGUAUAAAUAAAGAGAGACUCUGCUGGAAGAGUUCAGAUGCUAGGACUGGAGCUAAAGAGUGCUCUCGGAAUAUUGUUGAGGCAGAUUGUGUGAACUGAAAGCUCCUUCUAAUUAACCUGGAGCCAAGUGAAUCUGAAUACUGGAUGUCUCAUUCUCUAACUCGGAAUAAAUUCAAGUUAGGAAAAGAAAAAAAAAUUGAAAUGCUUCUCUAGGUAAUGUUUAAAGGAUUCUACAGCAAUCUUUGGUAUUGGACAUAUUCAAAAUCUCUUCCACAUUUGCGCUCCUGGUACAUUACCUUCCAACUUUAACUUGCUUGUGAUCCCUCCAAACAUUUUACAUGGUUUGCAAUGGUUACAUGAACUUUUGGGAAGUGGUAUUUGCACCAUCUCAUACUUUAUUCACCAUGGCACUUUAGGAAAAGAAACUGGAGAAAGCUUCCAAAGCAGUAUUUUAAAAAAAUGAAUCUUAUUGUGAAGCUUCGGAGAAGUUUUCGAACAUUGAUUGUUCUCUUAGCUACCUUUUGCUUGGUGAGCAUUGUCAUCUCUGCCUAUUUCCUCUACUCUGGCUAUAAACAGGAAAUGACACUUAUUGAAACCACUGCAGAAGCAGAAUGUGCUGACAUCAAAAUUCUACCAUAUCGGUCAAUGGAGCUGAAAACAGUUAAACCUAUUGAUACGUCCAAAACUGCCCCUACUGUCCUCCUAUUUGUGGAAAGCCAAUACUCUCAACUCGGUCAAGAUAUCAUAGCUAUCUUGGAGUCCAGCCGAUAUCAGUACCACAUGGUCAUUGCCCCUGGCAAGGGAGAUAUACCUCCUCUUACAGAUAAUGGCAAAGGGAAGUAUAUUUUAGUUAUUUAUGAAAAUGUUCUGAAGUAUGUCAGCAUGGACUCAUGGAAUCGAGAGCUUUUAGAAAAAUACUGUGUGGAAUACAGUGUUAGUAUAAUCGGUUUUCAUAAAGCCAAUGAAAACAGCUUACCAAGUACACAAUUAAAAGGCUUUCCAUUAAACCUUUUCAAUAAUCUAGCUCUAAAGGACUGUUUUGUCAACCCUCAGUCUCCUUUGCUGCAUAUUACCAAAGCCCCCAAGGUUGAGAAAGGCCCUCUCCCUGGGGAAGACUGGACUAUUUUCCAAUAUAAUCAUUCAACCUACCAGCCUGUGCUUUUAACUGAAUUACAGACAGAAAAAUCCCUUUGGUCCUUGUCCAGCAAACCUCUCUAUGCGACAGUGAUUCAGGACCUGGGCCUUCAUGAUGGAAUUCAGAGAGUUCUUUUUGGCAACAACUUAAACUUUUGGCUACACAAGCUCAUCUUCAUAGAUGCCAUCUCCUUCUUGUCAGGGAAGAGGCUAACAUUGUCCCUGGACAGAUACAUCCUUGUGGACAUUGAUGAUAUCUUUGUUGGGAAGGAAGGAACAAGGAUGAAUGUCAAAGAUGUGAAGGCAUUACUAGAGACUCAAAAUUUACUGCGCACUCAGGUUGCAAAUUUUACCUUCAACCUUGGAUUUUCAGGGAAGUUUUACCACACAGGAACUGAAGAGGAAGAUGAAGGAGAUGACCUUUUGCUUCGGUCUGUGGAUGAGUUCUGGUGGUUUCCUCACAUGUGGAGCCACAUGCAGCCCCACCUCUUCCAUAACGAAUCCUCUUUGGUGGAGCAGAUGAUUCUCAACAAGGAAUUUGCACUGGAACAUGGAAUACCCAUCAACAUGGGCUAUGCGGUGGCGCCACAUCACUCAGGGGUCUACCCGGUUCAUAUUCAGCUGUACGUGGCUUGGAAGAAGGUCUGGGGUAUUCAGGUCACCAGCACUGAAGAGUAUCCACAUUUGAAACCUGCGCGGUACCGAAAGGGCUUCAUUCACAAUAGCAUCAUGGUCCUCCCUCGACAGACCUGCGGGUUGUUCACCCACACGAUUUUCUACAAAGAGUACCCAGGAGGACCCCAAGAAUUGGACAAAAGUAUCAGAGGAGGUGAACUGUUCCUCACAAUCCUUCUAAAUCCAAUCAGCAUUUUCAUGACCCAUUUGUCAAACUACGGGAAUGACCGCCUAGGGUUAUAUACCUUUGUGAAUUUGGCCAACUUCGUGCAGAGCUGGACCAACCUGAAGUUGCAAACUCUGCCUCCAGUGCAGCUAGCCCACAAGUACUUUGAGCUCUUCCCAGAGCAAAAAGAUCCUCUCUGGCAGAAUCCGUGCGAUGAUAAACGGCACAAAGACAUCUGGUCCAGAGAGAAAACUUGUGACCACUUACCAAAGUUCCUUGUAAUCGGGCCACAAAAAACAGGAACAACUGCACUUUAUCUAUUUCUUCUUAUGCACCCUUCCAUCAUCAGCAAUCUCCCCAGCCCCAAAACAUUUGAAGAAGUUCAAUUCUUUAAUGGGAACAACUAUCACAAGGGAAUUGACUGGUAUAUGGACUUUUUCCCUACUCCAUCCAAUGUUACGAGUGACUUCCUGUUUGAAAAGAGUGCCAAUUACUUCCAUUCGGAAGAAGCUCCCAAGAGAGCUGCAUCUCUGGUCCCCAAAGCCAAGAUCAUCACCAUCCUCAUCAACCCCUCAGACAGGGCAUACUCCUGGUACCAGCACCAACGAUCACAUGAAGAUCCAGCUGCCCUGAGGUUUAAUUUCUAUGAAGUUAUUACAACAGGACAUUGGGCCCCAUCUGACCUAAAGACUUUGCAGAGGAGAUGCCUAGUACCUGGAUGGUAUGCGGUCCACAUAGAAAGAUGGCUAACGUACUUUGCUACUUCUCAGUUGCUAAUUAUUGAUGGACAGCAGCUGAGAUCUGACCCAGCUACUGUGAUGGAUGAAGUCCAGAAGUUUCUGGGAGUUACACCUCAUUAUAAUUACUCUGAAGCACUAACGUUUGAUCCCCAGAAGGGCUUUUGGUGUCAACUACUGGAAGGAGGAAAGACCAAAUGCCUUGGAAAAAGCAAAGGCCGAAAAUAUCCACCCAUGGAUCCAGAGUCUAGAACUUUCCUCUCUAAUUACUACCGAGAUCAUAAUGUGGAACUGUCCAAACUGCUGCAUAGACUGGGGCAGCCCCUGCCAUCCUGGCUGAGGCAGGAGUUGCAGAAAGUGAGGUAGCACCGGAGACAGGAACCAAGGCUCGCGAGAUGCUUACUUGAUUAUUCAAUAGAAAAACAGACCCCACGACUUUUAUCCCCUGAAUGCCCUUGUGAUUGUCAACAGAGGUCUGUGUGAAUAAAUUUCCUUCCAUCUUUUUCAUCAAAUGAAAACUGUUACAUAUGCACGCAUUGGCAAUUGCUAGCAUCAAACCCUGGCAGAGCUUUUGGGAAAUAGUAUGGGGUUUUGUGGCAUUAUCCAGUUUCCAGUGUGGGGCUCAUAACACAGCCAGUUCCUCUGCCAGCCUUAAGGUUUCAGAAACUGUGUGUAUGACUGAGAACCCUGAUGAUAUGCA